UUUAAGGUUAUUGAAAGCUACAAAGACUUGGCAUUCUCAGAAUAUGCAAGGGUAGGAAGAGCAUUGACCUUAUAUGAAGUUGGUGACAGAGAAGAAGCAAUUGCAGAGAUGGAAGACGUUUCAAUAUCUCUAAAAGGGUAUCCAGAAAUACAUGCAGCUCUUGCAGCAGCCUUAUAUGCAGAUAAGCAUGCCGCUUUGCUUGCUGAAAACCAGUUUGCCAUUGCAACUCUUCUUGAUCCCCAUUUUACAGACCUUUCAUAUGUUAGAGACACAAAGCACCGGCCUCCAAGUUUGAUCAGUUCACUGCAGCACUUCAUCACACUAUCUUAAGACCUCACAGGAUAUCUAUACGUUUUGUUUAAGCCAUACUAAGCAGUGCCAGCUAUAUGAUG
Molecule: messenger RNA, 392 nt
Organism: Glycine soja
Lineage: Eukaryota; Viridiplantae; Streptophyta; Magnoliopsida; Fabales; Fabaceae
Exons: 2
Source: RefSeq, a predicted model, not a curated record